Messenger RNA from Molossus molossus (Pallas's mastiff bat), 1210 nucleotides. RefSeq names its product FKBP prolyl isomerase like (gene FKBPL). The transcript is spliced from 2 exons. The record is from RefSeq and is a predicted model, not a curated record. Gene Ontology annotation, molecular function: protein binding. Lineage: Eukaryota; Metazoa; Chordata; Mammalia; Chiroptera; Molossidae. Bases 146 to 1186 code for a protein of 346 amino acids.
AGCUGUCAGUGCCCCUCCCCCGCGGCCCCGGUCCCCGUCUCUCCGCCUGCGGCAAGACUCCGAAGACAGCACUCAGUGCUGACCUGAACCCAGUCCAUCCCUUUUCCACCCAGUUUACCCACAGGGGAAGGGGCCAGGCAGCGAAAUGGAGACGCUAUCAAUCAAUCCAGUGGGAGAGAAAAACACCUCUCAACCACAACAACAGUGGGGAAAGAACCCCAAGAAGAACCUUAAUUCAACUACGCAGCAGCGCCAAGAGCCUCUUACUGAAGUUCUCGCACUAAGAAUGAGCCCAAAUCCAGCCAGCCAAAUUCCAGAGAAUGUUCAAGGGCCUGAAAAACUGACUACUGAACUUGAAGAAGAUCCCAAUAAGUCUCGUGGAUCAGCUAGUGAGAUGCUAGAGCCCCUCCAACCUUCUGAUCUCUGGAACUGUCCGGAUGGGAGCUUUGUCAAGAAGAUCAUAAUCCGUGGCCAUGGCUUGGACAAACCCAAGCUGGGCUCCCGCUGCAGGGUACUGGCUUUUGGGUUUCCUUUGGGGUCAGGGCUACCAGAGGGACGGACAGAGCUAACUAUGGGGUUAGGUCCAUGGAGGGAAGGAACCUGGGGCGAGCUCAUAGAGAAAUGCUUGGAGUCCAUGUGUCAAGGUGAGGAGGCAGAACUUCAGCUCCCUGGGUACUCGGGACCUCCCGUCAGGCUCACACUGGCUUCCUUCACUCAGGGCCAGGACUCCUGGGAGCUGGAGGCCAGCGAGAAGGAGGCCUUGGCCAGGCAAGAACGUGCGAGGGGCACAGAAUUAUUUCGAGCUGGGAACCCAGAAGGGGCUGCCCGAUGCUAUGGACGGGCUCUUCGGCUGCUGCUGACUUUACCCCCACCUGGCUCUCCAGAACGAACUGUCCUUCAUGCCAACCUGGCUGCCUGUCAGUUGCUGCUAGGGCAGCCCCAUUUGGCAGCCCAGAGCUGUGACCGGGUGCUGGAGCGGGAGCCUGGGCACUUAAAGGCCUUGUACCGAAGGGGAGUUGCCCAGGCAGCCCUUGGGAAGCUGGAAGAAGCAACUGCUGACCUCAAGAAGGUGCUGGCGGUAGACCCAAAAAACCGGGCAGCCCAGGAGGAGCUGGGAAAGGUGAUCUUUCAGGGGAAGAAACAGGAUGCAGGGCUGGCUCUGGGUCUCCGCAAGAUGUUUGGCUGAUUAAAAGUUAAACCUUAAAAGAGA